Messenger RNA from Lotus japonicus, 1284 nucleotides. Its product is annotated as aspartic proteinase CDR1-like. The transcript is spliced from 3 exons. NCBI's taxonomy places the organism in Eukaryota, Viridiplantae, Streptophyta, Magnoliopsida, Fabales, Fabaceae. The coding region runs from base 1 to 1284 and encodes 427 amino acids. The record is from RefSeq and is a predicted model, not a curated record.
AUGGAAGCCACAACAAAUGCAUACCCUGUUAUUGAUGCCUAUGCAACAUUCUUAUUGAUUGGCACUCCAGUGCAGAUUGUAUUUCUUAGGGUGGACAUAGGUAGCCCCAUAUCAUGGUUCCAGUGUGCCCCUUGCAGUAGCUGUUACCCGAUGCAACGCCCUCUCUUCAUCACUCGAGCAUCAAGCACUUACAAAGAGCUUGGUUGUUACUCUGACACAUGCUUGAUCCCAAUGAUGAGGGAUCAGGUUUUCGGAAACUGCACAGGGUGGAAAUGUAGGUACAAUGUCAGAUCCGGCAACGAAUCUCGCUCUUUCGGGGUGAUGGUCACUGAUACACUUAUAUUUGAACAUUCCAAUGCAGAGAUAAAGAACUUCAUCAUGGGAUGUGGAGAUUCAUAUAAGGGUCCAUUUAUGACUCAAUUCUCAGGGGUUUUUGGUUUAGGACGUGGUCCCCUUUCAGUCCAAAGUCAACUCAAUGCAAAGGCAUUUUCUUUUUGUCCUGUAAGACUUGGAUCAGGUUCAGAUCAACCUUCCUCUAUUGAGUUCUAUGAUCACACUCUGCCUUUCAUAGAAGAUAACAAUUCGGUUAUGGUUCCCUUGAAAGAGAACGAUGCACACCCUUACUAUUACUUUUUGCAGUUUGUGGGUAUAUCAAUUAAUGGGUUUAUGUUAGAUAUUCAAUCAAAAGUUUGGGGUUAUGGCCUAAACUAUGAUGGUGGGAUUAUCAUUGAUAUAGGAACAACUCUAACUUAUUUGCCAAGCGAUGCUUAUAGUGUGUUUAGGUCAGAGGUGCGCAGAGUAGAUCAUGAUCUUGUGAAGAAGCCAGGGUAUGAUGGGUUAGAGUUUUGUUAUAAAGAUGAUCCAUCCAACGUUUAUCCAACCAUUGAAUUUUACUUUGAAAAUGGCAAUAUUGCGGCAACCGACAGUGGCGACGACGAUGGCGGCGAGGUAACCGUCGUAGAAGGUUUCGAUGUCCAUGUCAGCCUUGUCGGACUCGACGACGAUGUUGUCGCCUUUGGAGAGCUUGUCACCUUCGGACUUGAUCCAGGAGACGAUUUUGCCUUCCGUCAUGGUGGAGCUGAGCGUCGGCAUGAAAAUCUCACGGAUCUUUGCACGGAAGACGAGGUGGGCAGUUCUCCGGUGCCGCUGGCGCGGCGGAGGACGGUGGAGGAAGAAGGGAUGAAGGGAGUUUGGAGAAGGUUAUCUUAUGUUGAUAUUGGUUGCACUAAGACCAUGUACAAUGGCAUGUUUAAUGCCAUGUUGAAACAUGUUGAAAGUUGUUGA